ACCACGUGGCGAAGGCAGUGCCUAUUUUUAUGAGACAUGCUCACAUGAACAACAAAACACGAAGAAUCAUAAGCUAUCUUCUUGUAACAUUUUGAUUUUUACUAAGGAAGAAAGAUUAAAAAAAAUGCAGUCGAUGAAAGAAACAGCUUCGAACAUUGCAGCUUCUGCAAAGUCUGGCAUGGACAAGACCAAAGCUACCUUGGAGGAAAAGGCGGAGAAGAUGACGACGCGAGACCCUGUUCAGAAACAGAUGGCCACACAGAAGAAAGAAGCAAAGAUUAACCAGGCUGAGAUGCAGAAGAGAGAAGUGCGUGAGCACAACGCUGCCAUGAAAGAAGCUGCUGGAGGUGGAACCGGAACCGGUUUAGGUUUGGGGUCAGCCACUCACUCAACCACUGGACACGUCGGACAUGGGACUGGGACCCACCAGAUGUCAGAUUUGCCUGGUCACGGAACGGGACAAGCAACCGGACACGUUGUGGAGAGAACGACCUUGACAGAACCUAUCGGGACAAACACUGGAACUGGUCGGACCGCUGCUCAUAACGCCCACGUUGGUGGUGGCACCACUGGGUACGGAACUAGUGGAGGAUACACUGGAUAAGGCGAUUUCUCAUAUAUAUGCUUUUGUGUGUUCAUAUUGCUUUUCGGGUCCUACCUUUUGUUUUCUCUCCUAAUAAAUAUGGUUUCUUUUCUUGUUUUUUUUUGGUCUGGUGACAGACUUAACGUUGUGUCUUUCUUAUAAUAAUUAUGUUAAUUUUCAGUAA
This is a messenger RNA of Brassica napus (rape), 767 nucleotides long. Its product is annotated as late embryogenesis abundant protein 46-like. The transcript is spliced from 2 exons. Gene Ontology annotation, biological process: embryo development ending in seed dormancy. The record is from RefSeq and is a predicted model, not a curated record. The coding region runs from base 125 to 604 and encodes 159 amino acids. NCBI's taxonomy places the organism in Eukaryota, Viridiplantae, Streptophyta, Magnoliopsida, Brassicales, Brassicaceae.